This is a messenger RNA of Pocillopora verrucosa, 791 nucleotides long. Its product is annotated as lysophospholipase-like protein 1. The record is from RefSeq and is a predicted model, not a curated record. Gene Ontology annotation, biological process: protein depalmitoylation. Gene Ontology annotation, molecular function: carboxylic ester hydrolase activity; palmitoyl-(protein) hydrolase activity. NCBI's taxonomy places the organism in Eukaryota, Metazoa, Cnidaria, Anthozoa, Scleractinia, Pocilloporidae. Gene Ontology annotation, cellular component: cytoplasm.
UGAAUCAUGCUUAGCAACCACUCAUUAUGGAACGCCUGGCUAAAAACAAGCAUCAUGGCGCUAAAGAAGUUGAAGUGCGUGACUUCACUCGAAAAAUUUCAUCAAAUUGGGUCUUUAUUUUUCCUCCAUGAUCAAGGACAUACAGCAGAGAGCUCUAGAAGUCUUCUUACAAGCAUUUUGAACAAAGACUUUGAGUUUGACCAUAUUCGAGUAAUUUAUCCGCAAGCUCCAGAUAUUACUUUCCAGGUCGCUCAUGGCGGACUUGAACAAGGGCUUUGGUACGAGCGGAACACGUUAAGCCCCACUGCUAUGGAGAGGAUGGACUCGAUUGAUCACUCCUGUAGCUUGAUUUGCCAUUUGAUUGAUCAAGAAAAAUCUCGCGGAAUUCCAAUGGAUAGGAUCGUCAUUGGUGGAUUUGGUAUGGGAGGGAAUCUCGCUAUGCAUAUAGGGUUCAGGUUUCUCACGAACAUUGCCGGUGUUUUUGCUCAUUCUUCCAUCUUAUCGACGCGGUCGACUGUAUUUGAGACAAUAAGAAAAGAGAGAGAGCUUAACAAGGACAAGAAGUUCCCCGCUUUGUUUAUGUGGAAUGGAAGAAGAGAUAAGAACUGGCUGAGAUGGGCUGCACACACUGCAGAGUGUUUUAUGGACUUGAAGAUACAAACUGAUUUCCAAGUAAAUUACGCAAUGCAAGGACAUGAAAUUAUAUCAGAUGAAAUAAUUUACUUAAGGAAAUGGGUGGAACGAAUGAUUCCUAAUCUUGACAGAAAUGUCAAUGAUCAAUAAAGUAAAUA